Cornus florida is the source of this 1182-nucleotide messenger RNA. Its product is annotated as F-box protein At2g05970-like. The transcript has a single exon. Bases 1 to 1182 code for a protein of 393 amino acids. The record is from RefSeq and is a predicted model, not a curated record. Lineage: Eukaryota; Viridiplantae; Streptophyta; Magnoliopsida; Cornales; Cornaceae. Gene Ontology annotation, molecular function: protein binding.
AUGGCCAACAAAACCCAUUUGGGUCAUCCCACCAAAAGAAGAAAAACAUCAUCAGAAUCAUCACCAGAUUGGUCUAGACUUCCGUCUGACUUGUGGGAAUCAAUUCUGAACCAAUUGACAGUCGUCGACUCGCUUCGCGCCGGAGCAGUCUUUCAUUCUUGGUGCUCUCUUGCAAAAGCCCUGAUAUCAUCACCAUCAAGUCCAUUGUUUGAUCAACCACCAUUGCUCCUACUUCCUACUCAAGAUGGUGAUCAAGGCAACAAAAAUAGCCGUUGCUUAUAUAAUUUUGCAGAGAAAAAGGUGUACAAGCAGCUGAAGAAUAUCCCAGAACACAUGGCCGCCAGUCACAUUGGAUCAUCUCGCGGGUGGCUGAUAUUUUUAGACCGCAAAAAAGCAGCCCCAUUUAUGUUUAGUCCAUUCUUGGAGGUUCAGAUUCAACUUCCUUGUGUCGCUUGCAGAACCUUCAUUUAUGGUUUGUUUGUCCAUCCAAUUGAGAAAGCUAUACUCACAUCACACCCAAUUCACAGUGAAAAAUAUUGGGUUGUGGUAAUAUGUGGUUCUUCUUCAAAGCUUGCAUAUUCUAAGUGUGGACACAGUGAAUGGACUGCCCUCAACGGUACACAUCAACCCUAUUGUGAUAUAAUUUCCUACAAAGAUCAUGUUUUUGCAUUAGCCGAGACAUUGUCAGUUGAAAUUUGGGAUUUCAACACUUGUUUGAAUAUCCCAACAAAAAAGAUGGACUUUAGGCCUUCUUUUCCUAGGAAAAAGUUUGAACUUGAUAAGUCUCUUCUUGGAAAUAGUCGACGGUGUUACAUGGUGGAGUCAAAGGGUGAUAUUCUGCUUAUUAUGAGGUAUAUUGGGAAGCGUUUGACAAAGGUUUUUCAUGUUUACAAGCUUGAUUUUGAUCAGAGAAGGUGGGUGAAGCUGGAAUCCUUGGGCGAUCGAUUGCUCUUUUUGGGUAGGAAUCAUUCUGUUUCACUAUCACAGGAGAGUUUUCCAUUUUGGAAAAGGAAUUCGAUUUACUUCACGGAUGAUUACAGGGAUCGAAAAUAUGAGCCUCACAUGUAUAGAGGUCAUGACACAGGCAGGUUUGAUUUGGAGGAUCGGAGUAUUGAAUUGAUUAAUAAAGAUUAUUUGCAGAAGAUUGACCCAGCACCCAUUUGGAUUGUUCCUAAUCCAUAG